Paraphaeosphaeria sporulosa is the source of this 1622-nucleotide messenger RNA. RefSeq names its product NTF2-like protein. The transcript has 2 exons. Gene Ontology annotation, biological process: polyketide metabolic process. The record is from RefSeq and is a predicted model, not a curated record. Lineage: Eukaryota; Fungi; Ascomycota; Dothideomycetes; Pleosporales; Didymosphaeriaceae. The coding region runs from base 114 to 1427 and encodes 437 amino acids.
CUCUCCUCCAUGUUUGAUUCUUUUGCUCGCUGCAUCUGAAGAUUCUCUUAUUCAGCUUGAACAUAUUUCCGCUGUCGUCACUAGACGGUGAGAACUAACACCAAACGACGAACAUGGGCGACGCCGUCCAUCCUGGGGCUCUUGAGGCAAUCAACAUUCCUAGUGCCCCUCCUCAACAGUUAUCCCCUCAUCUAACCUUGCAACCACCGCUCUCCCGCCGCGGCUCCGGGCCGGGCCUCAUUCUUGUUGUGGAUCAUUAUGCAAGACUAGAAGUCAGUGAAAAAUCCCUCGAUCCACCGCCGUUGCAAAAAUGGGCCGAAGAGGGUUUCGCGGUGGUGCAAAUAAAAGUACCUGGGAAGGCAGAAGAUGGAGGCGAGUUUGGCUUGGAACGUGGACUACAAGCAUUGAGGGACUGCAAACAGUGCAUAUGGGGAGACGGUGUCGGCCUGAUAUCAUACGUUACGCGAAUACCCUUCUACGUUGAGGAAGCUGCUUGCCACUCGCCACACAUCAAAGCCCUCAUAUCGUACGGUGGUCGGAAGUUCACAUCCAUUUCGUCGUCCACAAAUGCAAACUCCACCUUACCACCCCAGCUUGUUCAUAUCUCUGGCGCUGAGACGACCCGGCGAGAGUCAAUUUCCAUAGUGCAAAAUGCCGACAUCUCAUCUUCCACGACACCUGAAGGUCCUGUAAAGACAUUUCGCUAUGUCAACGCAAGGCAAGAAUCGAAGUGGGUGCUCCCCGCCGACGAGGACUACCACAGUAUAUCGGCCGGUAUAGCACACACACGUAGCCUCGCAUUCGUUAAGCCCCUGCUCAACGGGCCCUACUUUGAUCUCGAAGCCAUAUGGGAUGAGCACUGCCGGCAUGAGUUUGGUGAGCGCGACGUUGCGCGCACAAUGGCUACGAUGGUAGCUCAGCCUUAUGUCAACCAUAUCCCAACAUUGACCGGAGGUAUCGGGCAGGAGCGCUUGACAGCUUUCUAUAGCAACCAUUUCGUACACGCCAACCCGGACGAUACGGAGCUUGAGAUGGUCAGCCGUACCGUUGGAAUUGACCGUGUUGUCGAUGAGUUCGUCUUCAAACUCACUCACGAUCGUCAGGUGGACUGGCUGCUUCCAGGCAUCCCGCCCACAGGGAAAUAUUUGAAGAUUCCAUUCACGGGUAUCAUCGGUAUGCGAGGUGAUCGAUUGUGUCAUGAACAUAUCCAUUGGGACCAGGGUACAGCUAUGCGGCAGGCAGGCCUGCUCCCAGAAUGGACGAAAUUUCCAUACCCUAUCGACGGGAAAGAGGCACCAGCUGGAAAGAGAUUUGAAGUGAACUUACCGACCACUGGGGUGGAUACAGCAAGAAAGUUGGUGGAUGAAGGAGCUUUAGAGAGCAACAGUCUGAUGGACGCAAAAUGGAGGGAGGUAGACGAUGUGUAAUGCAGUAAUGCAUGGAUCUCAACCCAAUUCUUGGAGCCGAUGUACUUACCGGAGGCUAAUGACUUUUCUAUCUCUAGCUGUGGAAGCAGCGUGUGUUUGCUGUAUUUCGAAGGUGGUAGUACCAUCACCUAGAAUGCCUUUGCACAUCAAGUUACAGCGUCGAUGGAAGGGUCGGUUGAAGACUGCUGAGAUUAC